AUGCUGAAGGUGAAUAGGUUGGAGGAAAUCGACACUUGCUACAGCAGUGCCCGGCUGGGGAAAAUGGCCUUUAUUCAGUGCAUGGAAAAAAUUGAGAAAGUGAAAUAUUUUCUGGAAGAAACUUCUAGUGAACAAGACUCAAGGUCUGGAAAGAAUGAGGCUAAAGAGAAGGUGUGGUCGCAUGUAGGCCUGAAUGAAAAAACACCUGUCACAAGCAAAAGGACCUCAGCCCUCACAGAGGACGUCCCAGCUCCUUCUGCCCCAUUUGAUCAUCGAAUUGUGACAGUCAAACAAGCAGAAGUCAACAGUUUUUAUACCGUGAGCAGGAAAGAAAUUUUGGGAGCGGGACGUUUUGGCCAGGUUCACAAGUGUGAAGAGAAAGUCACUGGUCUGAAACUGGCAGCUAAAAUCAUUAAGACCAGAGGCCCUAAAGACAAGGAAGAAGUUAAGCAUGAAAUUAGCAUCAUGAACCAGCUGGACCACGUAAAUCUCAUUCAGCUCUAUGAUGCCUUUGAGUCUAAGAAUGACAUGAUCCUGGUCAUGGAAUAUGUUGAUGGAGGGGAGCUGUUUGACCGAAUCAUUGAUGAAAACUACAAUCUGACUGAGCUUGAUGCCAUCCUGUUCAUUAAGCAGAUCUGCGAGGGAAUUAGGCACAUGCAUCAGAUGUACAUCCUCCAUUUGGACCUGAAGCCUGAGAAUAUACUGUGUGUGAAUCGAGAUGCUAAACAAAUAAAAAUUAUUGAUUUUGGAUUGGCCAGAAGAUAUAAACAAAGAGAGAAGCUGAGGGUGAACUUUGGCACCCCGGAAUUCCUUGCCCCUGAAGUUGUGAACUAUGACUUUGUCUCCUUCCCUACUGAUAUGUGGAGUGUAGGAGUCAUCACCUACAUGUUACUUAGUGGCCUGUCUCCUUUCCUGGGUGAUAAUGAUGCAGAGACACUGAGCAACAUCCUGGCCUGUCGGUGGGACCUGGAGGAUGAAGAAUUUCGGGAUGUCUCAGAGGAGGCCCAGGAGUUCAUCUCUAAGCUCCUGAUUAAGGAGAAAAGUUGGAGAAUAAGUGCAAGUGAAGCUCUGAAGCACCCUUGGUUGUCAGACAGCAAACUACAUUCCAGGCUCAGUGCACAGGUGACCACAUCUUGUUAA
Messenger RNA from Orycteropus afer afer, 1140 nucleotides. RefSeq names its product myosin light chain kinase family member 4 (gene MYLK4). The record is from RefSeq and is a predicted model, not a curated record. Lineage: Eukaryota; Metazoa; Chordata; Mammalia; Tubulidentata; Orycteropodidae. Gene Ontology annotation, cellular component: nucleus; cytoplasm. Gene Ontology annotation, molecular function: protein serine/threonine kinase activity; ATP binding. Gene Ontology annotation, biological process: protein phosphorylation; intracellular signal transduction; positive regulation of apoptotic process.